UGUCCAUGCGAGCGCUGGUCCAAGGUGGAGCUUCGUGGACAGGGGCAAUGACUUGCAAGUACCUCUUCUUGGGGCUCGCUGUCUUCUCGUCGCUUGUCCACGUUGUGAUAGAAGCCAGCUCUUGGUGGUCCCUGGGCAUGAAUCACAUGAACCCUAUGAAUCCUGUUCAGAUGCCAGAGGUGUACAUAAUCGGAGCUCAGCCCCUGUGCAGCCAACUGGCGGGGCUCUCUCAAGGACAAAAGAAGCUCUGCCACUUGUACCAGGACCACAUGCAGUACAUUGGCGAGGGCGCAAAGACAGGAAUUAAGGAAUGCCAGUAUCAGUUCCGCCACAGAAGAUGGAAUUGUAGCACUGUGGAUAAUAACUCCGUUUUUGGCAGAGUCAUGCAGAUAGGCAGCCGGGAGACUGCCUUCACAUACGCGGUCAGCGCAGCCGGGGUGGUUAAUGCCAUGAGCCGUGCCUGCCGAGAGGGGGAGCUUUCUUCCUGUGGCUGCAGCAGGGCUUCCAGGCCAAAAGAUCUACCUCGGGACUGGCUAUGGGGUGGCUGUGGGGACAACAUUGACUAUGGCUACCGCUUUGCCAAAGAGUUUGUGGAUGCCCGCGAACGAGAGCGAAUAUACCAGAAAGGAUCUUACGAGAGUGCAAGGAUCUUGAUGAACCUACAUAACAACGAGGCUGGGAGGAGGACGGUAUAUAGCUUAGCCGAUGUGGCCUGCAAAUGUCACGGUGUGUCUGGAUCUUGCAGCUUGAAGACCUGUUGGCUGCAGCUGGCUGACUUUCGCAAGGUCGGCGAUGCUCUGAAGGAGAAAUACGACAGUGCUGCGGCGAUGAAACUCAACACCCGGGGCAAGCUGGUCCAGGUCAACAGCCGCUUCAACCCCCCCACCAUCCACGAUCUGGUGUACAUCGACCCCAGCCCUGAUUACUGUGUGCGCAACGAGAGCACCGGCUCGUUGGGGACCCAGGGCCGGCUCUGCAACAAGACCUCGGAAGGCAUGGGCGGCUGUGAACUGAUGUGCUGCGGCCGAGGCUACGACCAGUUCAAGACGGUGCAGACAGAGCGUUGCCACUGCAAGUUCCACUGGUGCUGCUACGUGAAAUGCAAGAAGUGCACAGAGAUCGUGGACCAGUUUGUCUGCAAAUAGGUGGGGAUGUGGGGGAGGAGCUGUUCUGCUCGACCAGCAGGAGCGAAAUUGCCCCAGAAGGUCUCCGCUCUUAUUUAUAGAGCCCGGUGGGGUGCUUUUCUUGUUUAUAUAUGAAAAACAGAAUCUUUUGCAAAGAGAAAUGAUGGGAAACCUUGCUGCCUCCAGCUCAGACUGUGCAUAGUUUUAUAUAUAUAUUUUUUUGCAAUAAUGGGGGAGAACCUGAGAGAAUAUUUAUUUUACACAAUUGGAAUUAAGACUUUAAAAAAGAGAGAGAGAGAGAAAGUAGGUCAAAGGGAAAUCCACCCUAUCCCCAUAUAGUCUCACAGGACAUAGUACAUAUGCAGUAGAUGAGGUAUCCGUGUUACAUGCUUUGGAUCGGAGCAUGAUCCAUGCGGACUUGGUGACAUACAGAUCUGUGCAUGAUACUUCUUCUUAAGUCUAGUGACCAAAAAGAAUCAAAGCAGUUGGAUACAGCAUUGUUUUUGUAUCAAUCAGGUUUAGUGUGUAUCAAUCAGGUUUAGUGUGAAUCUUCCCCACGUGGAAACGUAGAAGGUCUGGGUGAAAACAUACAUUCCUGAAAGGCACAGCUGUGCUACUAGGUAACGUCAGAAAGCCCAUUUGUUUAACUUGGCAUUUUCCAUCUCUGCUUGGACUACCUGUGAAUAUGCACUGGGGGAAAGAUGCCAACGAGUUUUAGCACAGGGAGAUGCAGUUCUCUCAUCAUCAUCACUCAAGCAGUGCAUUCUCUCAUGAGUAUCGGUAGAAAGACAAAAAUGUUUUCUUUGAAUGGGUUAAGAACCAUUCUUGCCUACAAUAAGUAGCAAACCCAAGAGGAAGCAAUUCCAACUUUGGCUGCACAGCAUAGAUCAAAGCAGAAUUUGGAACAUUGCCACUUCCAGUAAAAUAUGCAUAUCUCAAGUUAUGCACAUUUAGAAAGCCUUACUGCCUUACUUUAAAAGAAUGGUAAAAAAAAGAAAAAACCUAUCUGUGGAAUUUCCUAAAGGUGUGUGUGCUAGUUUGUCUGUGCUGGAAACUGCAGCUGUAGCAUUCAUGCAGUUUGCAUGAACUUUCCUUAAAAAUAAAAAAAAAACUCAUUUGAAAAGCAAUCCUUUAAUUUUAAAGUGCUGUGAGUUGUUAGUUGCGAGUCAGAAGGGUCCUCCUGGGCCAUCUAGUCUGACCCUCGGUUCUGCUCACGACAUGCUUCCCAUGUGCAUGUCCAGCCUAUCCUUGAACGUCCUCACCGAUGGGGCCUCAGCCACCUCUUAUCUUCCAGCAAAAUUUAGUGACAGCUUUUCCUGCAUGCCCUCCGUGCUGGUUGUGUUUGUGAGUUAUGAAUAUGGAAAGCUUAAUGCAUACAUUUAUGAGAGUUUGGAAUCUCUUUCUGCAAGGUUGCUAUGGCUAAUAAUGGAAACAAAGACACAUUUCUGACACAAAUGAUGUCCCAAUUUCAAGGUAAAAAAAGAUGAAUUCUUCUUUCCUCGCCACAAACUCAGCACAUUCUUUAAUUGUUUUCCUGACCUCACCCCAGAUUUAUGCUGCCCAAUAAAUAUAAGCCGACUGGAUUGGAAGGAAUGCCAGGCCUCCAACUUAGUAUUACCAUACUAGAAACUUUAAUUUCUCACAAGCCUAUGAGCUGUCUCAUUAAUGCUGUCAUGAUAACCAGCUUUUACAAUGAUGAUUGCUCUUAAUUUAUUGUGCAAGGAAAUAUCUACUUCCCUGGUUUCUGGUGUUUGCAAACUAAUGUCAACUUUUAAAAAAUAAAGCACUAGUUUAUUGAAUAUGUCACUUUUGGUUUUUAUUAUACAAAAACCAUAAUCCUUAAAUUUUUGAAUCAUUUAUUCUUUAUAGUGACUCUUCUCUAUGAACAGAGAGGAGUCUAAUGAUCCUAGCUAUUAAAAUGCUAUUUAAUGUAAAAUAUUUCACUUGCGUUCUUCAGAUACUAUGUAAAUCUACUAUGUCCUCAUCUUUGUUCUGUACAUUUAAUGUACAUAUUUUCAUCUUGUGUGAUUUGUAUAUUUCACUGGUUUUUACAAAAAAAAAAGGCUUAUGCCAUAAUGGAAGAUAGACUAUAAAAAUAAAAUGUUGGUUAUAUA
Molecule: messenger RNA, 3238 nt
Organism: Varanus komodoensis (Komodo dragon)
Lineage: Eukaryota; Metazoa; Chordata; Lepidosauria; Squamata; Varanidae
Gene: WNT5A
Product: Wnt family member 5A
Exons: 4
Coding region: 6-1145 (379 amino acids)
Biological process (GO): neuron differentiation; canonical Wnt signaling pathway; cell fate commitment
Cellular component (GO): extracellular region
Molecular function (GO): frizzled binding; cytokine activity
Source: RefSeq, a predicted model, not a curated record